This is a messenger RNA of Cyprinodon tularosa, 2679 nucleotides long. RefSeq lists its product as uncharacterized. Gene Ontology annotation, molecular function: zinc ion binding; nucleic acid binding. The transcript is spliced from 2 exons. NCBI's taxonomy places the organism in Eukaryota, Metazoa, Chordata, Actinopteri, Cyprinodontiformes, Cyprinodontidae. The record is from RefSeq and is a predicted model, not a curated record. Bases 172 to 2541 code for a protein of 789 amino acids.
AACAAUGAGGCUCUCUGCAGUAAAGAAAAGUUUACCUACCUGAAAACUUACCUCACUGGAACGGCUGCAAAGGCAGUAGCAGGGCUCACACUGACAGACAGUAACUAUAAUGCUGCAGUUGAUAUACUUCAAAGCAGAUUCGGAAGGAAGGAUCUUAUUGUAAAUGCCCACAUGUCAAAGCUUUUGAAUCUCACUCCUGUAAAGAAGUCAUCCGAUGUCAGUGCGCUGAGGCAGUUAUAUGAUGACUGUGAAAUUCAAAUCAGAAGCCUAGAGUCACUGGGAGUAGUAUCAGACACGUAUGGAGGCAUGUUAUGUCCAAUAAUCCUCCAAAUGCUGCCAGAGGACAUGGCUCUUGAAUACAGCCGACAGAGAGGAGAACAGGAUGAGUGGAAGGUGCCAGAUGUGCUAAAGUUUCUGCAGAGAGAGGUAAACAGCCGAGAGAGAGCUUUACAAAUGACCAGAUCAUACAACCAGAGAGAGAAUCAGUCUGCUCACAAAACAUGCAGCAAAUCAUAUUCAACCUGUGAUGUGAAACUAAGGAAACCAAGCAUGACAUCUGCAGCUACACUACACGCUGCCAAUGAGAAGACACAAAACUGCCUGUUCUGUGAGCGUGCUGAACACAAAUCUGAAAGCUGCCCAGACCACCAGGUGGCAGCACGUAAAGAAAGGCUGAAGAAACUUGGCAGGUGUUUUAUCUGUUUGGGACCCAAACACAUUGCAAGGUUCUGCAGGUUAAAGGGCAUGUCAUGUGCCACAUGUGGAGGCAGGCAUCAUGUGGCCAUCUGUGAGAAAAAUGAGGCUUCCACGCCUGUUGUUUCUGCCAACAUGGACACUGUCAUUUCCUCUGUAAUUCCCCAAACAAAAAGGGGCAAAACUGAAACUGAGAACACUGUGCUGCUACAAACCGCCAAGGCAUGGGUGGUAGGUCCCACAAGCAGGAAGAUUGUUCGCUGCUUGCUGGAUGGAGGCAGCCAGGGAAGCUUUGUGCAUGAAAAUGUGGUGAGGGCGCUGCAGCUACCUAUUACCAGACAAGGGACGCUUACCCUCCACACAUUUGGCUCCUCUGCUCCCACAACGGUGAAGCGUAACAUAGUGAAGCUCAGCUUGGAAAAUGUUUGGGAUGGACAGCAAAGAAUUGAAAUAGAAGCAGUUGUGACCCCCAAUGUGUGUACAGCAUUGAUGAAAGUUCCUGGUGAACACAUUCAGAACGAAAUGAGAAGAAAAGGGCUUCAACUCGCAGACUUCGCUGGUGGAGGUGAUGAAACUGAACUUUCUGUGCUAAUUGGCUCAGAUUACUACUGGCAGAUCGUAUCAGGCCGAGUAGAAAGACUGACAGAGAGCCUGGUGGCGCUUGAGAGCACCUUUGGAUGGGCAGUACAGGGCCCAGUGGCCAUGUCCAGCAUAACAGAGACAACAUGCAUGCAUAUUCAGCUCAGCAAGGAUGCACAGAUGGACAAACAGCUGCAUGCAUUUUGGGAGCUUGAGUCCCUGGGUAUCACAAGCGAGAAAUCUGAGAAUCCAGAUGAUGUGGAAGCAUUGCAGCGGUUUGAAGAAACCUCCAUCUUUAAGGAUGGGCGUUAUCAAGUGGAGUUGCCAUGGCGACAGACUCAUCCUCCACUUCAAGACAAUUACCGCAUUGCAAAAAGGCGUCUUGAGAGUUUGAAAAGGAAACUACAAAGGGAUGUUACGCUCUACAGCAGAUACAAUGAUGUGGUGGAGGACUACUUAACACAAGGAAUGGCUGAAGAUGUCCCUAAGGAGUGUACACCACCACCAAGCAGUCGGAUUUACUACUUACCCCACCAUGCUGUACUGAGGGAGGAUAAGGUGACAACGAAAUUGCGAGUUGUCUUUGAUGCUUCAUCCCACGAAGAUGGCAGUCCCUCACUAAAUGACUGUCUCUUAACAGGUCCCAAUUUGAAUCCAGAUCUGAUGAGUGUUUUGAUCAAGUUUAGACUGCAUGAAAUUGCAUACAUGGCAGACAUUAAGAAGGCAUUUUUACAGAUUUCACUCUCAGAAGUAGACAGGGACUCUGUAAGAUUUCUGUGGUUCACAGGCCCACCAACGGAGGAUAAUCUGCGUGUCCUCAGGAUGACAAGAGUGGUGUUUGGAGCUUCAUCCAGCCCAUUUUUACUGGCUGCCACCAUUAGGAAGCACCUGAGACAAUAUGAGGGUAAACACCCAGAAGUGAUAGACAUUGUCCGUUCCUCACUUUAUGUGGAUGACUUUAUCUCAAGUGCAAAGGAGGUGGCAGAAGCUCAGGCAGUGACAACAACAGUCAAAAAUAUUAUGUCUGCGGCAGGCAUGGAGCUGUGUAAAUGGAUGACGAACUCUCCUGAGCUUAGAGAAAAAUGGCAGGAGAUCUCGUUGGAUUGCACUGCACAGCCAGAAACACACGGGUCGGUCCUGAAGGUUCUAGGCCUGGUGUGGAGACCUGCCACUGAUGAUUUUGUGUUCGACCUCAGAGGGCUGCUUGACAUUCUGAAGGAUAAAAUGUUUAUUCCAAGAGAUGUGGGAGAGGGGACUCAGAUGGGAUGAGGAGCUGCCGCCCGAUUUGACUAAGAAGUGGCAACAGUGGUGUUCGGAGCUCCCCCAACUGCACCAGCUGUCAAUCCCACGUUGGUAUAGAACACACACACAACAGCCAAAUGGUCAGGAUCUAAAGCUGCAUGUGUU